Messenger RNA from Danio aesculapii, 2536 nucleotides. RefSeq lists its product as uncharacterized. NCBI's taxonomy places the organism in Eukaryota, Metazoa, Chordata, Actinopteri, Cypriniformes, Danionidae. Bases 235 to 879 code for a protein of 214 amino acids. The transcript is spliced from 2 exons. The record is from RefSeq and is a predicted model, not a curated record.
UUACAUUUUAUCAUAAAAUACCUCCUCAUUCACUAAAUAUUUAUCUCUCCUACUUGGGGUGAACAAUCCCCUAACACACUCAUACAAACAAAUCUACUUUUAAACGUUCUGUCUCUCGAGCAUCCGCUUGUUGUUUGUAGCUUUAGCCUGCUAGCGCCGCUGGUCAGCUAAAGCUACCAAACUCUUUCACUCACUUAUUUUCUCACUUUCUGGCUUUGCUCUUCACCUUGUACAAUGUCGCUUGCGUGUCUGUCCUUGAGUGCAGGAGAGGCAUCGAUGGAGGCGCUGGAGCUGGAGCUGGAAGCGGUGGAGUCCCAGAUUCGCUCGCUGGAGACGAAGCGAGAGGGCAUCAGAGCACUGCUCUUAACCCGUACUCGCUCGUCUGAGGUAAGUGUCCGAUACAACGACAAUCUCCCAGUUUCUUCAACCCCGCGUGUUUCUCUGUCCAGGCCCAGCGCACCGAGGACGCGGUUCGCCCAGGCGUCGUUCACGCCGACACCCGGCUACCACGGCCCCUGGGUGCAGCCGCGUAAGGUGCUUGCCAGGUCCCGGGGCAGAACGUCUCCUCCUCCGGUGUUCGAGAUCCCCACGGAGAACCGCUUCGCCCCUCUCCGCGAGACGGGUCGCGAUGUUGCCAUCAUUGGCGACUCAAUCGUCCGCCACGUCCGCUCCACUUCAUCCAAAGAUACCUACUAUCCUGAGCGCUGCCGAGAGCCUCGGUGCCGCCGUCCUCCACGUGGGGACGAACGACACCGGGCUCCGGCAGACGGAGAUCCUGAAGAAGGACUUCAGGAGCCUGAUCGAGACGGUUCGACGCACUUCGCCCGCCACGCAGAUCAUCGUUUCUGGACCGCUUCCUACCUACCGCCGAGGAAAUGAAAGGUUCAGUAGACUUUUUGCUCUGAAUGAAUGGCUAUUAACAUGGUGUGAAGAACAGAAAUUGCUCUUUGCCAAUAACUGGAAUCUUUUCUGAGAGCGUCCUAGGCUUUUCCGCGCUGAUGGGCUGCACCCCAGUCGAGCUGGAGCUGAACUCCUGUCGGACAACAUCACCAGAACACUUCGCUCUAUCUGACUAGUAAGUAAAAAUUCACAAAAUUCACAAUUUAGCCACACAGACUCCUAUUCGUCCCACAUAAAUAACAGUAAUGCAUACCUAGCUAACCCCAUAGAGACUGUGUCUGUUCCUCGUAUUAUUAGACCAAGAAACAAACGUACUGUGUGCUCCAGAAAUAAUCUAUUAAGAAUUAAACCAGAAAAAACACUAAAAAGUGAAAAUACAAAUUUCAUGAAGCUUGGUCUCCUAAACAUCAGGUCACUAGCACCUAAAGCACUUAUCAUAAAUGAAAUAAUAACAGAUAACAAUCUUAAUGCACUCUGUCUUACUGAAACCUGGCUGAAACAAAAUGACUAUAUUAGUUUAAAUGAGGCAACUCCUCCAGGAUUCUUAUAUAAACAUGAGGCUCGUCAAACUGGUCGUGGUGGUGGAGUCGCGUCAAUCUUUAGUGAUAUUCUUAAUGUUAAUCAGAGAAACGGACUUAUGUUUAGCUCCUUUGAAGUACUAGCGCUUAAUGUUGUCCUUCCAAACACUAUGCAAAAACCUAUGUUAUCUCUCGCUCUAAUCACCAUAUACAGACCUCCAGGACCCUAUGUCAAUUUUCUAAAAGAGUUUUCUGAUUUUAUCUCUGACUUACUAGUUAAAACUGAUAAAAUACUAAUUGUAGGAGACUUUAACAUCCACAUAGAUGACGCUAACGACACAUUAGGGCUCGCGUUUACGGACUUGCUGGUCUCACUAGGAAUAAAGCAAAAUGUUAUUGGUCCAACUCAUCGCCUAAAGCAUACACUAGAUCUAAUUCUGUCUUAUGGAAUUGAGGUCACUAAUGUAGACAUUAUACCACAAAGUGAUGAUAUUACAGACCACUACCUCUUACUAUAUAAGCUGUGUUUACCUGAAAUUAGCAGAUCCGCUCCGAUAUAUCGCCCUAGUAGAACUAUUGUUCCGUCCACUAAAGAUGAAUUUAUAAAUAACUUACCUGAUCUUUCUCUACUUCGAAAUGCACCCGCAAACGCAAAUGACCUUGAUGUAGUAACCAGCAGUAUGGAUGCCAUCUUUACUAGCACUCUAAAUACUGUGGCACCCAUCAAACUAAAAAAGGCUAGAGAGAAUAAAACUACACCAUGGUAUAAUAGUCAUACCCGCGCUCUCAAAACAGCAGCCCGUGCCCUGGAACGUAAAUGGAAAAAAACUAAUUUAGAAGUCUUUCGAAUUGCAUACAAAGACAGUAUGUCCAGCUAUAGGAGGGCUUUAAAAUCUGCCAGGGCUGAGCACCUCCGCAAACUGAUAGAAAAUAAUCAAAACAAUCCUAGAUUCUUAUUUAACACCAUCGCUAAAUUAACAAAUAAUCGGUCAUCUUUGGAACAAAACGUUCCACCGCAAAUUAGUAGUGAUGACUUCAUGAAUUUUUUCAGUGAUAAAAUAGAAGGCUUUAGACAGAAAAUAGGAGAUAUUAAACUUUCUGCACCGCCUUAUACUUCA